Molecule: messenger RNA, 1087 nt
Organism: Drosophila subpulchrella
Lineage: Eukaryota; Metazoa; Arthropoda; Insecta; Diptera; Drosophilidae
Exons: 2
Coding region: 101-1042 (313 amino acids)
Source: RefSeq, a predicted model, not a curated record
CUAUCAGGCCCUCGCCCGGAGACAGAAUACACACACCUAGCACCCGGACCCAAUCCCAGAUCCCCAGUUCCCAGAUUCUUAGCUCCCAGAGCGCCAAACAAUGGCCGACGGCUUCAAGAAGUACUUCAAUGGGACAACCAUCAAUGGACGCGCUAACGUGGCCAAGGCCACAUACGCCACGUUGGCCCUGCUGUUCAUCUUUUACCGGAUGCGCCGCGGGUCCAAGUCCAGCGAACUGGCCGGCGGCAAGUGCAGCUGCGAAUCGGACCAGGAUCCGUCGGUCAAUAGCGACAUCGGUGCCUAUGGCGUGGAUCCCGACUGCUCCGUAUGCCGGGAGCGAUCGGAGCGGGCGAUGACCGAGUAUGACCGCGAGCAGCAACGCCGGGCGGCGGGCGAGGAUGACGGUGGCUGCCGCGACGAUCCCCCGCCUCCACCCCCUCCACCUGCAUCCGGUGGAUCCGGCUCAGCUCCGCGACGCAAGUGCCCCUGCGAGGAGCAGCAGCGGCGAGCCGAUGGAUCCCUGAAGCACAGCAGCAAUAGCAAUAGCAGCAGCAACAGCAGCAGGGCGCGAAACCAGCAGAUGCAGCCGCCCUACCAGUACCACCAGUACAGGCAGCCCGAGGCGGAGCAAGUGCGUCCAGCCAGCCAGGUGAUGGGCCAAGUGCACGACGCCUUCUACAGGGUGCUGCAAGGAGUCGUCGGGGCUGUUUUGGGUACCGCGGCGGUCAACACCAGCGGGGCGGGUUCCGCCACCGAUGCCUCCAGUCAGGCAGCCGGAGCUGGAGUCUCUACGGAUGAGCUGGAGGAUGACGAGCGCUACGACGGUCAGGAUUACGAGAACAGCGAUGAGUCGCCGCUGAAGCGCCGCACCGCUCCGCGGUCUUGUGUGCCAACCAGCAGUGGCGGCCAGGAGAACGCCUCGGGACAGCCGGAGGAGCUGAGCCGGGAACAGGCAGGUGCCCAGUCGGAGGAACAGGCGGAGUACAACGCCUUUAGCGAUGGCUUCGCCUCCGGCCUGUACUUCACCAGCGACGAGAAGUAAGGAACUCCACUGGUGGCCACGUUCUAUGCCUCUUGGGAUCUGCUA